Molecule: messenger RNA, 1381 nt
Organism: Ylistrum balloti
Lineage: Eukaryota; Metazoa; Mollusca; Bivalvia; Pectinida; Pectinidae
Exons: 7
Source: RefSeq, a predicted model, not a curated record
AUGAAGUCGUAUUUACUUUUAGCUGUUUUGAUUCUGGUAUCAAAGUACGAUGAAGCGUGUUGUGACAAUCACCACCACCACCACGACGACGAUGACGACAACAUAGAGAAAUUGAAGAGAAGUUUAACAAGCGAGAUUGUAGGGCUUUUAAAUGGCACUUACUUCAAUUUGAAUGAGAAGGUAUGUCAGUUACAAAGACGAGUCGACAAGAUCGAAGGAACCACAAACUCCGACAAUCAGUGUGAAUGUAACCAAACGGAAAUUGACGAUUUUAGGCGAUCUGUGUCUGACGAACUUAAGACGUUCUCCAAAAUCCUGUCUGGGUUUGAAAAUGGAAUGCGGCUUUUGAAAGAUGAGCAGGCGGACUUACGUAAGCUACUAGAAGGAGAGGACAGCGACGCAAGUACCACAACCACGCCGCCACCAGUUGUCUGUGACAGUGACUGGAUAACGUCUCCGGAAAAGUGUUAUUAUGUCUCCUCAUCUUCCGAGAAAACGGAAUGGGCAACAGCAAUGGCCCGGUGCAGAAACAUGGGAGCUAAUCUUGUUGAGAUCCAAACCAACACAGAAGCUAAGUUCAUAAUGAGCAACCUGCCGAGUCGUGUUGGAAACACUGACAUUAUAUACACCGGACGUAAAAAAAAUUUGGCGAACAACUGGGUUUUUCUUAGCAACAACCAGAUAGUAGAUACGAACGUGAGGACCUGGGCAAGUGGUCAACCAGACGGCGGGACCCAACGGUGUGGUUGUACCCGACAGUCAGACAACUUUCUGAUGUUGGACUGUUUCUGUACUGGAUUCAACCUAUUCUAUAUCUGUGAAAUUAGGCGUUAGUAGCUACUGUCCACGAGUACGUCGCAUACAAGUACCACAACCACGACGCCGACUCCCGUUCCACCAGUGGUCUGUGACAGUGACUGGAUAACGUCCCCGGAAAAGUGUUAUUAUGUCUCCUCAACUUCCCAGAAAACGGAAUGGGCAACAGCAAUUACCCGGUGCAGAAACAUGGGAGCUAAUCUUGUUGAGAUCCAAACCAACACAGAAGCUAAGUUCAUAAUGAGCAACCUGCCGAGUCGUGUUGGAUACAAUGACAUUAUAUACACCGGACGUAAAAGAAAUGAGGCGAACAACUGGGUUUUUGUUAGCAACGACCAGGGAAUCAAUACUUCCGUGAGGACAUGGGCAUAUGAUGAACCAGACGGCGGGAACCAACGGUGUGGUUGUACCCGCCAGUCAGACAGCUUUCUGAUGUUGGAUUGUUUGUGUACUGGAUUUAACCUAUUCUAUAUCUGUGAAAUUAGGCGUUAGUAUAUACGGUCCAAAAGUAUGUCACAUAGUGCAGAAUUGGAUGUAAUAAUUUCUUUUAGAAAUCUUAGUCUGA